Messenger RNA from Hermetia illucens (black soldier fly), 5267 nucleotides. It is a transcript of the gene Smg5, whose product is annotated as protein SMG5. Gene Ontology annotation, molecular function: telomerase RNA binding; protein binding; telomeric repeat DNA binding. Gene Ontology annotation, biological process: nuclear-transcribed mRNA catabolic process, nonsense-mediated decay. The transcript is spliced from 5 exons. NCBI's taxonomy places the organism in Eukaryota, Metazoa, Arthropoda, Insecta, Diptera, Stratiomyidae. The record is from RefSeq and is a predicted model, not a curated record. Gene Ontology annotation, cellular component: telomerase holoenzyme complex. Bases 771 to 4052 code for a protein of 1093 amino acids.
UUGUGCUCCAAAUUCUAUCCGACAGCCGACGGACAAAGAUACAUUUUCCGUGGACAUCGCACACUUAAUCGAGAAUAAAUUCUAAUUCGCCUGCACGUUCGCCAUAAAAACCAUUCGCGGAUAAACGUGUUGACCCCCUCUCCAAUUGCGAGUGCCACUUGUAAUGUAUUGGAUCAGUGAUAAUGCGGGAAAAAUGAUAAAGCGCCUCGCACUCGACCUGACGGAAAGUUCGCAUGCAGAAAAGUCGAAAUCGUUCCGCAGCCAAGUCGUGAAAUUUGCAUCUUGACGGGACUGCGACACGGGCCAGCCUAUGGGAAUCUAAUUUACGAAUAAAUUCGUCCAAUAAACGUUCGCACGCAGUAGAAACGAACCAGAAGCAAACGCAACACGAUCACCGCGCAAUCAACACCCAAAUCCGGAAUCGAAAGAGAAAAAUUUUUUUUAAGGAAUCGCGUCGGCAUUCGUACAAAAAUAAUUAGCCAAAAAGUUUUCGGUAAAGUGCAACGUCGCGGGCGGGGGAGCAGUUGGUCGUUGUGGAUUUUUCUAGUUCACGCGCAUCGCGCAGAUAUUCCCAGCCGAAUUGGUGGGCGAAACGUCAAAACGCGUCGCGAAUUUUGUUUGAUUUCAUCGCGAGACAUUUCCUCUGUGAAGUUUUGUUUAAGUCCAGCCGGGCAAGGAGCGUUGUCAAGGAAGCAGGAGGCCAGGAUUGAGGUCCGAAAGUGGGUUUCGAGUCGGUGCAGUCGCCAGCAUUUGCAGCCACCGCCGCCGCAAUGGAACCUUCCAGCAGCGACCCGAAGGAAACCUAUCGAAUCAUCUACAAUAUCGCCAAAGAAUUAGACGAUCUAAAGAAAUCCGCCAAUAACAUUCCACAAUUGUUUGAUUCAUCUGUGGAAAACAAGCGACAGGAACUUGUCGAGCGAUGUACAAAGCUUCUAUUUGUGUACAACGAAAGCAUCGGCAAGAAAACUCGCGAAAUAUUAUGGCGUAAAGGUUUCUACGAUUUCAUUGCCCUCAGCAAGAAAUUCUACCAUUGCAAGGAUACCGAGAACGCGGAGAAUGACAAGGAAUCACAACAGCUUGCCAUGACACGAAACCGCGAAAAAAUCCGAGACUUUAUUUUCGACGGAAUUCGAAGCUACAAGCAUAUCGCCAUCAAAAUUGAGGAACUUUACGAUUUGGACCUACAAUAUCUGAUCGAUUUUACCAUAAUUAAGGAUGAGGACGACAGUCUGAAAGCGGUUAAAGGAAGCAACCCGAAUCAGGUUGCGAAUGGACACUCUGUUGCGGACAAGUCGCUGGAAGCGAUCAGCUAUGCGUUGGAUAUCGUGCACUCUUCAUUUUUGUCGCUGGGCGAUUUGCAUCGUUACUUCAUCGACUUCCAUCUCGACAAGACUCUUAUUACGAAGGAAAUGACGGCUCGCUUCUACUUUGAAGCGUUCAAGCUGAACCCUACAAUUGGAAUGGCGCAAAAUCAGCUCGGAACCUUGUUUUAUGGGCAAAAUUACGACUUAGACUCGAUAUACCAUUAUUUGUACUCCCUUAUUUGCACAGUCCCGUUCGAUUUGAGCGAAAACAACGUAUGCAGGUUGUUGCUGGCUCAUGUGGACUAUUUGGAGGGUCUAGACCCCGAUAAGGUGGAGUUUAGCCUUCGCGACUUCUACGCCAGGUUUUACCUAAUUGUCGACAUAUUUUUCUUCGACAAGGAUGUACCGGACUUCAACAGUCUUUGCCACUGUGUUUUGAUAGAUCUGCGCAAAAUUCUUUGCUCUAAUUCCAUAAACAUUGCGGAGGGUUGUCUGUUUAAAAUUGUUUGUAUUUUGCUGUUUUGUUUGUCCAAAUUGAAAAUGAUAAACUCUCAGAAAGUUUACUCGCUGAAUGCGUUCCUUGUCGCGGUUUGUUCGGAUUUGAUAGAUGCAAGCAUUGUGAACUUGGAGCAGUAUAUUCUCACGAAGUCGAAGCAGAACGCGAAGUUUGAGGAGGAGUACGCGGAAGCGUUCAACAAGUUCGAAGCGGUUGUGAGGAAGAGUCGGGAAGACUACAAGUUAUAUCAGGAAAGGAUCGAACCUAAUAAUCGGAGCACUUUGAGCUCCCAUAAUAAAUCGGCCACAACUGAUUCGGAGGGCCGAUCGCAAUUGUCCGAUGUUCAUGACAAAUUGGCGGUUAAUAAUCAACAUAACAAGAACAACGCGACUCGAAGCAGCGACGAAGCUAAGGAGUCUGAUCUGAAGACACCCCUGUCUACUAAGAGCAAGCGUCGCAAGAUGAGGCGUCGCCGCAAGAGAUUCCAGCACUCCGACGAGAGUAGUUGCUACGAUUCCGAGUCUGACUACGACACGGAUCUGAGCUCGAAUGAGGAUCAAAACGAUGACUACUCCGACCUGAGCUCUAAUUUUGAAAGUGAUUUUAGUGACAUUGAGGACGAUGAAGGAAUUAAGCCAGAACGCGAUGAUGAAGGCUUGGAGGACGAGGGGAAACAGACAACUUUCUCGGAGAAUGAAGACAUUGUUAUUGAGGAGGAGAGCAUUAUCUAUCCGAAUGGGCGAGAGACUCCCGAUUUGCUGAAUGGAAUCGCUCAGAUUAGCAUCACGAGUGCACCACUGAACUUUAAAUCUGAUAGCGAAGAGGAUAAGAACCUUCGAAAUGGAGAGAAUGGCGAGGACCUUCCACUGGAGCCUCCUGUAAAGCUGAAGUAUCGGAAUAAGUACUCGAAAAUUGAUCCGAAUAUUAUCAUCGACUUUGCGCAGAAGGAGAGCACAAUGCGCUGCUUGAAGAUACUCUUCGAUUGGUUGCGCAUUAACCAUGAAAUACUCUUCGGGUGCUACCACUCGAAUCCGGAAUUCAUUCAUAAGAUCAUGAAGUUGCUCAACUACUGCAACAUUGAUAUUUUCACACGAAAAGUCUACUUCGAUAGGGGCUUCAUCAAAUCCCCGAAUGUUCGUCAGGACCUUGAUCAAUUGUUCGAAAUUCGCUCGACAAUUCCACUCAGCGAAGACGCGAUCCUGAAGAAUUUUGAUCUUUUGCAAAACACUCAAAUUCCACUCGACUGGGAGCUGACUAUUCGGGAAGGCAUUACCAAAAACGAGGAGAACAUCAUGCGUAUCUUCAAAAUGGUUGAUUUUGGCUUCUUCAUUUGUAAAAUGAAGAAAUUCAACUAUAAUUUUUGUGCAAAGACCCGACGCUUCACGGAGAAUUUAAGGAAGAAACGAGAGAAGAAGAAAUCGUCAAGGCGCCGUGAACGUCGUGCUAAGAAUGGGCGCAAACGUGAAGGUCAGGUUCGUCGUUUUAGCGAGAGGCGCAACAGCACAAGGAAGGGUUAUACAAGCAACGAGGAGAAGGAUACUGUGGAAGAGACCCGCAGUACGUCGAUACCGAUCCAGCGGAAGGGCUACUUGAGGAAUAGGAAUCAGAAUAGCGAGAGCAAGACCAUGACGAGCAGUGGCGGAGAUGAUGAGAGGACUUCCUCGUUGGCUGGUAAUAAGUGCGAGAUUAUGGGACAGUUGUGGUUGAGGAAUGAGGUUGAGACGUUGGAAACUAAGAUGAAGAAGAAACCGAUGAAUGUCAUCCUUACGCCGUACAUUGUCGUUGAUACGAAGUCCUUGACCGAGUACACGAAUAUUGUGAAGAAUUUGGUUAAGACGAAGAAGUUUAUCGUGUUGAUACCGAAUGCAGUUUUGUCCGAACUUGAUGAGCUGAAGAAAAACAGCGACCGCGCACGCAAUGUUAUUCGCUGGUUGGAGCAGGAAUUCCGCAGGGGAAAUCGUCACAUGCGCUCGCAACGUGACAACGAGUCGCAAUCCUUAUCCUUCCUGAAAAUCCCGAAGAAGCUUGAUCGCGACGCUACCUGCUUCCUCCAAAUCGUGAAAUUCUGCAACUACAUCGUCACCCAUCACUCCGACGGCAUUGAGCAUGACGCCAACGUCCUGACCUACCUAUCCGGCGACAGCCUACACGAGAAAUGCAUCCCGAACUUCAGCUACACUGGCAUCUUGGAAACGAUCCCGGUACGCUUCGAUCAAGUCGCAAACUUUUACGAUAAAUAUAAGAAAAAAUGAGACGAAUGCAUAUGGAAUGCCCCGGGAUUAAAUCUUGUGAUUUUUAUCAAGAAAAAAACAUUGUGAAAAUGGAGAUUUACGUUUAGAUACCGAGCGACGCAUCACGUGCAAUGGCAGUUAAAUCCAGGAACAACGAAUGAAAAUGACAAUUAAGAAUUUGGAAGCAAACAAGUUUCGCGAUGAAACCCUCACAUGUGUCGUCUCUAAAACGGACUCGAAUGUCAAAUCAAAACAAACAAAAAAUCGCCAUAAAAUCAACUUUAAAAAUAACAACAGCAGAACAAAAAAAAACGUAAAAAAUCAGUCAAAAUUUCGCGGAAUAUUCUAGAAGUAUUAACGUCGUCUACGCAUCCUCAGAAAGCUUAUCGCGUUGCCUAAAAACAUCGGGUAGAAGUUACAAAAAACACAUUACAGCUUGCACUCGUCAUGGAUUUCGUCUCUCUAACUUAGGACAAACAAACAAACAAAAAACAAAGAUCUGGUUUUGGUUGAGUUGCUUUCCGUAUCCUAAUCGGCAAGAAAGAGCUAUCUUGGCUUUCGGACCACAUUAGAUACUUGCGACCCUCGAAAUCCAACCUCGCAACGCUGUCAAUGUAUGUAAGCCCUCGUUCUUCUAGGCAGUGUGAUGCCUUUUAUUUUUGUGUCGAUUAUUUCUUCUUUUCCGGGACUAGUUUUAAUGGUUAGAGAGCAAACAAUCGUAAAUUAGCUUUAGUCGGACUUUUUGAAAUCCAACCAGAAAUCGACUAAAUUCCAUUUGAAGGUGCAGAGCGAACUCGGAAUAGAAUGGGAGUGGGUGGGAUGUGUCCUUGUCCGGGAUGCAUUCUGCUAACUUUUACGGUUCGAGGCCGAGUUGUUAAUAUACCACUUUAGAUUGAUUGGGAACUGUAGAAUGCCUGUCUGCCGUUUCUUUUGCAGAUAGUUCACUUAGGAUCCUUGUAGUAAUGGUUUUUCGAUUUCUUCAUAAAUUCUCAAGUACAUGCAGUAGAAAUGUAGCUCUCUCGUGGCGUGGCUGCUUGGAGAGAGUGUUGUGUUCGUUUCAGUUUUCAUUUCCCCCUCCCUUGCCGUGUUCUAUGCACAGUAAUAGUGACCUUAAUCCUUUUUUUCUUGCUUAUUUUUCUCUGUACUAAAUUCAGAUGGAAAUCUAUGCUAUUGCUAUUUGUAAUCCGGAAUAUUAAACCUUUUUAUUUUAAACUAAAUAUAUCUGUAAGCAGCAAA